Messenger RNA from Symbiodinium natans, 1611 nucleotides. The record is from the annotation of a GenBank genome assembly. NCBI's taxonomy places the organism in Eukaryota, Dinophyceae, Suessiales, Symbiodiniaceae.
AUGGAGGAGUCGACGAGAAGAGUGGGUCAAUGGAGCUGGUGGCCGGUAGUAGAGAUUGCCGGCUGGGCUUCGGCCGGCCUGCUUAUCCUCAUCGCCGUCAUCGUCGGAGUGGUGUUGGUCGUCCGACGGAGGCAGCAGUCCCAGGAGGCCCGAGCGGCACGUGCCUUGUUGGGUGUUUCUUCCAGGCCCGGCGGAGAGCUGACACCCAGCACUUCGGUGCCCAGUUGCGUCAGCAGUAUGUCUGGAGAUGCCAUGGCUGCCUUGGAGAUUAACCAUCAGGGCAACAUCCCAUCCUUGGCCAAAAGUCCAAGUGUGCCAUGCUGCGUCCGGUUCAUGUAUCCCAUCUUCACACUCCUGUGCUGUGGGCUGUUUGUGCUUGCAGAUCUUUUGGAGACAGCUCGGGUGAACGUGGACCUCCUGGUCUCCGGGGCACCGCAUCACAGCGAGUGGGAGUGGUCAGGGACCAUGGCCUCCCUGACGCUCCUGAAGGCUGCCCAGGAUGCCUGGCGGGCCGAUGCCCGGGCUACCUCCAUCGUUCUCUUUUUCCUGAACGGGAUCUGGCCGUUUCUCCAGACCGGCGUGCUGCUGAUUGUUUGGUUUCUGCCCGGUUGCUGUCUUCCUCCAUCAACCCGAGGACGUUUUCUGCGUUGCUUCGCGGCCUUUGGAAAAUGCGGUUUGUCGUUUCCAUGGCUCGUCUCCAUUUGGGCCGCACUUUGCCAACUGCAGUGGCGAGGUCAACAAGUAUCUGCUGACUUCAGUAUGUUUCUGGAAAAGGGCUUCUUUCUCUUCCUCGGAGCUGCCAUCCUGACCAACGUGUUGGGGUACGCCGCCGAUCACUACCACUAUGUGUCGACAAGGAUGGCGCUGUCGAGUUCGCCUUGGACCCGAAGCGAGAGCGGGUACAGCCUGCCCCUCAAGGCAUAUUCCAAGUGGAGGCACUGGCCCACGAUUCUUUGUCCACUUGUUGCUGUGGCCACAGCAGGGUCGGCCUACAUCACUGCGUUCUCCGUUUCGCUCACAGGUUCAAAGUCGCCUGCAGUGGUGAACGCAGAGGCAGAGGCGAAGGUCCAUUUGAAGUACAUCAGGAGUUACAGCCUCCUCUCUUUCGGCUUGGAGUUUCCGGACAUCUCGGAAGCAGAGGCCUGCUCCAGGCUGCUGCAGGCGACCUUCCUGAUCACGUCCUUGAUGGCACCCCUAUUGCUGGCAGGUGUCUUGUGGUGCGCUUGGAUUUUACCACUGCAGCCCAAGACGCAGAAUGCUCUGCUCAAGUUUGGUUACGCCCUGGAUGCCUGGGUGGCGCUUGACGUGUUUGUGGCCGUUGUUGCCCUUGCCGCCUUGGACUUCGGAAAGAUCACGACGUACGCUGAACACGACGGUGCCAUGCUGGAAGCAUGUACAUGGCUGGAGACGGAGCUUUCCCAAAAGUCGUGCCUUGGUGCCAAUGUGAAGCUUGAGAAAGGCUUCGGUCUCCUUGCAGCUUCCGCCAUUGCGCUCUUGAUAGUGCCCAAGGUGGUUCUCCGAGCAUGCAGCAAAGCCGCUCAGCAACGAGACGAGUUGAUUGGCAGAGCCCGGGCGUCAUCUGCCCUGGCCGCGGCUUCGCUGACAAUUUAA